Talaromyces proteolyticus is the source of this 1044-nucleotide messenger RNA. RefSeq lists its product as uncharacterized. NCBI's taxonomy places the organism in Eukaryota, Fungi, Ascomycota, Eurotiomycetes, Eurotiales, Trichocomaceae. Bases 1 to 1044 code for a protein of 347 amino acids. The transcript has 4 exons. The record is from RefSeq and is a predicted model, not a curated record.
AUGGAGGCAGGCCCGACGCUAGCCAACCAUGCCGCACCCACAUACUCUGGCGUCUGGGUAGUGAUGAGUGUGUCGACGAUAGCUUUUGGAUUACGGCUGUUUUCUAGGGCAAGUAUAACAUCUGAUUUAGGAUGGGAGGACUUGGUUAUGGCAAUUGGUUGGUGCAUUACUCUCGCAUCAACCAUUGUCUACACUCUCUCAGUCCACGUCAGUGUCAUAGCAUCAACAAGCACAGAAAAUCUGGCCAAAUAUCUGCCAGAUGCCUUGAGACUUAAUCUCAUUGCAACCGGAAUCUCUAUCAUCGCACUAAUGGUGCCAAAGAUAUCGAUUGCCCUUCUACUUACUCGGAUUCUUAAUUCGACCCGAGUGAUGAAGUGGCUCAUAAUCUCCAUUUCCGUUCUAGCAUUGGUUAUGGGUGUCAUCGCAGUGAUCAUCGAGUUUGAGCAGUGUGACCCAGUUCCAGGUCAAUGGGAUCCUGAGCGCUACCAUCCGAAAUGCUGGCCUGCUAGUGUCCAAAUGAACUAUUCCUACUUUGUCGGUUCAUGGUCCGCCUUCUUAGAUUUUUUCUAUGCGAUCUAUCCCGCCUCAGUCAUCUGGAAAUUGAAUAUGGCCAAUUCCCGCAAGAUUGAUCUCUCCAUCUUGAUGGGGUUAGGUAUUGUGUCUGGGUCCGUGGCCAUUUAUAAGACAAGCCAAUUCCAUCUCCUACAGGAGCGUGGAGGCGUUGUUGCAGAGGCUCUCUAUGUGAUGAGCCAACUUAGUAUGUGGACGAUUAUCGAAACCAACAUCACCAUCAUCGCCGCCUGCAUUCCUCUUACCUCUCCUGUCUUCCGUGCCGCCAAGAGGCGUGCUGCACCUUACCUACGAGAGGUGGGCAUUAACGUUAGAUCAACGAGGACAGAUAAGCACUCUAACCGCAGCCAGAAUGAGCAUGAACUCAGCAGCCAGAAUCGUACUCAAAUCUAUGUUCAUCACGAUAUUCAAGUCGAAAGCAAUGAUGGACGCGAAUCAGAUCGAAUUCCGCUUUCAAGUCAUGAUUUACCCUGA